Messenger RNA from Teleopsis dalmanni, 2877 nucleotides. RefSeq names its product splicing factor 3B subunit 2 (gene Sf3b2). The transcript has 6 exons. NCBI's taxonomy places the organism in Eukaryota, Metazoa, Arthropoda, Insecta, Diptera, Diopsidae. Bases 106 to 2466 code for a protein of 786 amino acids. Gene Ontology annotation, cellular component: U12-type spliceosomal complex; precatalytic spliceosome; U2 snRNP. The record is from RefSeq and is a predicted model, not a curated record. Gene Ontology annotation, biological process: mRNA splicing, via spliceosome.
UAUAUCGAGCUGGCAUUACGCCGUUGCAUUUCUUUUUGCAAAAGAAAAAUAUAAAGUCGGCGAUUCUUGAGAAAUUCAUAGCAAAAAAAGAUAAGUAAUAUUAAAAUGGGUGAUCACAUUGUUGAGGUCCAACACCGUCUUCCCCCUCCGCCACAACAAAUGAUGCCGCCAGGUGCUUCGUCGCUUAUGCCAAUGCCAAAUUUGCGUACGCCACCUCCGAUCAUUAUGCAAACUCCUCCCAACUUCUCAAAUAUCGGUGUAAAUAAACCAAACAUUCCACCUCAGCAGUGGAAUCCGUCAAUAAGACCUGAAACAAUCGCAGAGCAAGUUUCCAAACAACAGUCGCCCAUGUCAGAUGCUGCAUUGAAUAAUUCAGGUACUUCAAAUGAGAAUGCUGAUGCAAAUUUGGAUGACAAAACAAAGAAAUCUGUAGAAGUAGUGUUGCCUAAAGCUUUAGAGGAUGUUUUGGCUUUAAAGGACCAACGAGCUGCGGCAUUUGAUGAAAAUGAUGAUUAUAUAAAUGAGAGAAACGCACGUUCAAACAUGAAAGACAAUUUAACAAACAGCGUGAUCAGUAGUGAUUAUGUAGAUGGUGGCGACGAAUCUGACGAUGAAUUGGAUGAUGCUACACAUAAUGGUGUGAAGUCAAAAAGUGAGAAACAAAGUAGGGCUGAAAAAAAUAAAAAGAAGAAGAAGCGUAAGAAGCAAAACCGCAAAAUACGACAACAACAACAACAGAAAUUUACGUUGGAAAGGCAUGAAAUUGAUGUUAGUACAGUCCAUGAAAAGUCUGAACAAAAACCUAAAGAUAAGAAAUCUAGUAAUAAAAUUGUGGAAAAGAAUACCACCAAAGACAAAGGCAAAGCAGGUGAUGAUGUCUCUAUUGAAUAUGUGCCUGAAAAAAUUACAAUAGCCGAUUUAGCGCCAAUGUAUCGUCAAUUUUACAGAGUUUUUGAAAUAUUUAAAUUAGAGAAUAAACCUAAGGGCACAGAAAAAGAUAAAGCAGCUAGUGAAAGUAAUGGUCCUAAUGCGCACAGAAAAUUUAAUGAAAAGUCGCAAGACGACGAUGAUGAUGAAAUAGAAGAAGAAGGCAAGGAAGACAAAGAGAAGCUGUCAAAACGGAAAUUAAAGAAGUUAACUCGACUAAGCGUCGCAGAACUUAAGCAAUUAGUUUCACGUCCUGAUGUGGUCGAAAUGCAUGACGUUACUGCGCGUGAUCCCAAAUUGUUAGUGCAAUUAAAAGCUUAUCGUAAUACGGUUCAAGUGCCACGGCAUUGGUGUUUCAAACGUAAGUACUUGCAAGGCAAGCGAGGUAUUGAAAAACCACCUUUUGACCUUCCUGCAUUUAUCAAGAAAACUGGUAUAAUGGAGAUGCGAGAAUCACUACAGGAGAAAGAUGAUGCUAAAUCAUUGAAAACCAAAAUGAGAGAACGUGUUCGCCCAAAAAUGGGUAAAAUCGAUAUAGAUUAUCAAAAACUACAUGAUGCAUUCUUUAAAUGGCAAACUAAACCACGUAUGACUAUACAUGGUGAUUUAUACUACGAAGGAAAAGAAUUUGAAACACGUCUUAAAGAAAAGAAACCAGGUGACUUAUCUGAAGAGUUGCGUAUUGCUUUAGGUAUGCCAGUGGGUCCAAAUUCACAUAAAAUACCACCUCCCUGGUUAAUUGCACAACAACGAUAUGGACCUCCACCAUCAUACCCAAACCUCAAGAUACCUGGUUUGAAUGCACCGAUUCCCGAAGCUACGUCCUUCGGUUAUCAUGCUGGAGGUUGGGGAAAACCACCAGUCGAUGAGAAUGGUAAACCUUUGUAUGGUGAUGUUUUUGGUACCAACAUUAUGGAUAUGGACACUGGUAUAGAUGAAGGUGAUAUUGAACGUAACCAGUGGGGUGAACUAGAAUCAGAAUCUGAGGAAUCAUCCGAUGAAGAAGAUGAAGAUGGUGAAGAUCUAACCGCUGGACAAGAUGAGAGUGGCCUGAUUACACCAGCUGGAGGUUUGGUAACUCCAUCUGGCCUUACUAGCGUACCUGCCGGAAUGGAAACGCCAGAAAACAUUGAAUUGCGCAAAAAGAAGAUUGAAGCUGAAAUUGAAGAUAAUGAAACCCCUGUAUUGUACCAAGUGUUACCUGAAAAACGAGGCGAACGUGUCGGAGCAUCUAUGAUGGGCUCCACUCAUGUAUACGAAAUGGCCGGCGUUAAUAAACAAGCCACAGUUCGCACCACAGUAGCUGUAGAAAGGGAAGGCACUGUUGAGUUAGCUCUUGAUCCAUCCGAAUUGGAUAUGGACAACGAAGCUAUGGCUAUGCGCUACGAACAACAAAUGCGGGAACAACAGAAUAAUUUACAGAAAGAAGAUCUUUCAGAUAUGUUGGCAGAACAUGUAGCACGCCAGAAAUCCAAACGGAAACGUCAACAAACUGAACAAACCAAAACCACUAAGAAAUAUAAAGAAUUCAAAUUCUAAACCAAAAUUAAAAUUUGUCCAAAUAACAUUUUAUUUUUCAUAUCGUUAAGAUGUAGGAAUUUUUAACAAUAAACCAAUUAAAAAUAAAUUGAAAAAAAGAAGUUACAAUCUCAGCAGAAUUUUCGACAACGGAAAUAUCCCUACAAAUUCAAUUGAAGUUAAAAUCUUAAAUAAAAUAUUUUGACGCAAGGUGACGAUACACAUAGAGCACUUCUCGCCAGUGGUAAUGCGAUUUUAACAUAAAAAGGAAAUCAAACUGUUUGAAAAGAAAUGUUAACGAGCGCGAUUAAUCAAGUAAUCUGCGCAAUUUGCGCUCCAGGCGGUCCAAGCCUUGACUGAUAAAAAAACUCAGAACCUGAAUACAAAUUAAUUAAACUUGAAUAAAAAUAAUAAAAUGCCGUUUAUAAAUUA